CGAGGUGGGCCCCGGCCCCGCGCUGCUCUCCCGGCCCGCGCGCGAGGCGAGGCGCAGGGGAAAUCCCGGCGCGCAGGCGGAGACUGGAGGCCCCGAGUUGCGAGCGCUCGUGCGGCAUCCCGCGGAGCGGGGGGUGCUCCGUAGACCCCUCCGGCAAGAAAGGCGCUCCGCUGGCGCCGGGGUCCGGCCGCGCCUUCCGGCGGGCAGAGAUCCGGGGCAGCCUUCGUGCCUAGACGCCGGGGUCGGCCUGCUGACCAGCUCAGCGCCCAGCCCGCUCCGCCCUGCUCUGUCCCGCUCCGCAGGCCCCACAGCAAUCCGCAUGGCCUCGGCCCCCGCUGAGGACGUGGCGCGCGGACGGCGGGAGCGGCGGAGGCGGCUGGACGCGCGGCGCAGCAAGUGUCGCAUCCGCCUGGGCGGCCGCAUGGAACGCUGGUGCCGCCUCAAGGAGCGCCUGGGCUUCGCGCUGCAUUCGCAGCUCGCCAAGUUCCUGCUGGACCGGUACUUGUCCUCAGGCUGCACCUUCUGCGCAGGCCCGGAGCCUCUGCUCCCCAAGAGUCUGCAGCAUCUGGUGCUUCUGUGCCACGCACACAGCCGCGAAUGUGGCCUGGCACCUGAGCUGCGGGGACCUGCAGACCGCGGGGAGCUGGUAUGGGAGUGCUCGGCCGGCCACAGCUUCUCCUGGGAGCCCCCACUGUUUCCUGCGCCUGCGGGGGCGCCCAAGCAGGCCUGGAGGAGCGGACAGGAGCUUGCAGGUCUGGAACCUAAGCGCCAUGGGGCCACUGCAGAAGCCCAGCUGCUGGGGGAGGUGGGACCCCCACCGGAGAUCUUGCCACCCCCAAGAGAGGAAGAGGAUGAGAACGAAGAGCUGCUGAGUGAUGCCAGCCCAUGGAGCUACAGCUCAUCCCCAGAUGACGAGUCAGAUGUGCCCAGGCCACCCACGACCCCUGCCACCUGCAUGCCUGAGGAGGGGGAGACACAGACAGUCCCCACUUCUCCUGAGCCAUCCCAGCCAGGUUCCCCACUGCACCCUGGGGCACCUCCAACCUCAGAAGCUGAGGUCCAGCUGGAGCUCAAGGAGACUCCACAGGCCGAGCCUCACGCCAGCCCCAGGAGUCAGCCCCUGCCCCCUUUGACACUGGCCCAGGAUGAGGACACCGCACAGAUUGGACCCAAGAGAAUCCGGAAAGCUGCAAAGAAGGAGCUGAUGCCCUGUGACUUCCCUGGCUGCGGCAGGAUCUUUUCCAAUCGGCAGUAUCUAAAUCACCACAGGAAGUACCAGCACAUCCACCAGAAGUCCUUCUGCUGCCCAGAGCCAGCCUGUGGGAAGUCCUUCAACUUCAAGAAGCAUCUGAAGGAGCAUGUGAAGCUGCAUAGCGACACCAGGGACUACAUCUGCGAGUUCUGCGCCCGCUCCUUCCGCACCAGCAGCAACCUGGUCAUCCACAGACGCAUCCACACCGGGGAGAAGCCUCUACAAUGUGAGAUUUGCGGGUUCACCUGCCGCCAGAAGGCCUCCCUGAACUGGCACCGGCGCAAGCACGUGGAGACCGCGGCAGCCCUGCGCUUCCCCUGCGAGUUCUGCGGCAAGCGUUUCGAGAAGCCGGACAGUGUGGCGGCUCACCGCAGCAAGAGCCACCCGGCCCUGCAAGAGCCGCUGGGCCCCACAGAGCCCUGUGCUGCCCUCUCUGCCUCAAAAGUCCUGGGGUCCCCAGAGGGGUCCGGGCCACCUCCUGCCCCGCAGGCUCCAGCCUCAGUCCCUCAGCAGUGAGUCCCAGCUUCAGUGGAGGACAAGGACCAGGGAUGGGAGUAGAGGGCCUAGGGAAAGGCCACGCGCCCAGCCCCAGGAAGGCUGAGGGAGCACAGGGCAGGGCGAGACAGGCCCAGGAGGCACGGCUGGCUGCCUAUCUGCAAAAGGGAAGAAUAAACAGGAUUUUACGAGUGUA
This is a messenger RNA of Cavia porcellus (domestic guinea pig), 1943 nucleotides long. It is a transcript of the gene Znf692, whose product is annotated as zinc finger protein 692. The coding region runs from base 320 to 1768 and encodes 482 amino acids. Gene Ontology annotation, biological process: regulation of transcription by RNA polymerase II. The transcript has 11 exons. NCBI's taxonomy places the organism in Eukaryota, Metazoa, Chordata, Mammalia, Rodentia, Caviidae. The record is from RefSeq and is a predicted model, not a curated record. Gene Ontology annotation, cellular component: nucleus.